Molecule: messenger RNA, 1582 nt
Organism: Phialemonium atrogriseum
Lineage: Eukaryota; Fungi; Ascomycota; Sordariomycetes; Cephalothecales; Cephalothecaceae
Exons: 2
Coding region: 109-1401 (430 amino acids)
Source: RefSeq, a predicted model, not a curated record
UUCAGGCGACGACAGCUUCCGGCCCCGGCCCCCGCCCCCAAUCCGAUCUAGGCGGGAACCUUCGUCCAAACUCCCAACGACCCGAGAUAGCGAGAUAACAAAACGACCAUGGAGUCUGUAAAGCCGCAGACACCGCAUGGCAGCGGUUUCAGGCAAUACCUGCCCGAUCUCAGCAUCCCUCGCUUCACCGCGAUGCAGCAGCAGGACGCGCACGUCUAUGCAAAUGAGUUCAAGGAGAGCGGCCGGCCACCGUGGCUACAUGGGCUGUAUCUGCACUGGAAGAAGCUGUACGAGGCACCAUUCCAGGGGGUCACCAACGAUGGCAAGGUCCGCGACGGCCUCUUCAGCCUCGAGGAUGAAGGGAUCCCGAUCGAUACCAUCACCGACGCCGCCAACGCCGUCCUCGCCGGCAUGAGCGAUCAGCAACGCCUCAAGACCUGCUACCACAUCGACUCGCCUGAGUGGCGGACCUGGUCCAACCCCGAGUUCCUGCUCAGCGACAAGGGCAUCCGGCUGGACGAGAUCACCCCGGAGCUGCGAGCUAGCGUCUUGAAGGUGCUAGAGACGACCCUCUCGCCCGAGGGCUACAAGAAAGCCGUCAGCGCCAUGCGGGUCAACCACUUCCUCGGCGAGCUGGUCCAGUCCCCCGCGGUCAUGAACGAGUUCUCGUACAACUUUGUCCUCUUCGGCGCGCCCUCCACCACUCGCCCCUGGGGCUUCUCCUUCUACGGCCACCACCUCUGCCUCAACAUCCUGCUCUACAAGACCCAGAUCGUCGUCUCCCCCUGGUUCACCGGCGCCGAGCCGAACCUCAUCGACGAGGGCCCUUACAAGGGCACCCGCAUCCUCGAGAACGAGGAGACCCUCGGCCUGCGGCUGAUGCAGAGCCUAGCUCCGGAGCAGCAGUCCAGGGCGCAAGUGUACAAGCAGAUGGAGGACCCAGCCAUGCCGCACGGCCGCUGGAACCACGACGACCAACGCCACCUCUGCGGCGCCUACCGCGACAACCGGAUCGUGCCGUACGAGGGCAUCCUCGUCUCGGAGAUGACGCCCUCCCAGCAGGACGUCGUCCUCGCCAUCUGCGGCGAGUACCUCCUCUACCUUCCAGAGCAGGCGCGGCGGCAGCGGCUGGAGCAGAUCCGCGGGUGGUUCGGCGAGACGUACUUCUGCUGGAUCGGCGGGUUCGGCGACGAGGACCCGUUCUACUACCGCGUGCAGAGCCCCGUCGUCGUCGCCGAGUUCGACCACCACUCGGGCGUGUUCCUGACCAACGGGCAGCCGGCAAAGUUCCACAUCCACACCCUGCUGAGGACGCCCAACGGCGGGGACUACGGCGUCGCGCUCAGGGCGCUGGUGCCGGGCGUGGAGCAGGGGUACCUGUGGGAGGGCGUGAGGGAGUGAGGGCGGCCGGCCGGGCACGGUCGUGGGACGGAGUAAACCCAUAUAUUUAACUUACAAGUACCUAGUCUAAUUUGAUGGGAAUUUCUCCAGGGGCAUGCGCUAGGUAUUUUCUCCGCAGGCAGUCGGUUAGUGUAUCACAGGUGGCAGUUGCUGUCCAUCGCUAUUGAUAUUGCUGUCUAUC